Camellia sinensis is the source of this 766-nucleotide messenger RNA. RefSeq lists its product as uncharacterized. The record is from RefSeq and is a predicted model, not a curated record. NCBI's taxonomy places the organism in Eukaryota, Viridiplantae, Streptophyta, Magnoliopsida, Ericales, Theaceae.
UCACUCACCUGCUGGAGUUAGAGACCAAACAAAAGACGAAUCUUUUUGUUUUUUGGUUUUUGGAUUUUGUAUUUUGUAUUUGUUGGAAUAUCGAAUUGGUCGUUUUUGGGUGGUGAAUUGAAUUGAAUUGAAUGGGGAGCAGCAGCAGUUGGAGAAGAAGGAUGGGGAAUGUGAGGUCGUUUGUGGGGAAUUCCAUGGGAGGUUUGAGGGGAGCUCCCAACUUGGCCUCGUGGGUCGUCGCCGGAACCCUAGCCUACUUCCUCUGGGUCAAGCCCUCCCAAGACCUCAAGCGAGAACGACAGGAAAGGGCAGCUCUCGCUGCAGCUUCAGAUCCUUAUCGUUACGUCGAGAAACGAAAACCCAUUCCUGAUCCGCAGGAAACUGGUCUGAUAUAUGGAAACAAGAACAGAACUAAUAAACCACCUGAAGACUAAUAAUAAUCUAUGGGAUUGGAAUUUGCGCAAUCCAAUCUGUAAGAUGGCUUCAGUUGUGGUUAUACAUGUUGUUCAGAGUCAUUUUGUUAUUUUUAUUAUUAUAUGGUUUACUGGAGUGGAAUUUUAAGUGGCUUUCAUUCAUCAGAAUUUUAAUAAACAACAGAGAGUCUUAGUUAUUAAUUUCUGCUGAUAAAGAUUUUGUAUAAAAUUAAUGCUGUUUUGUUGAUGAUGUAGUAGUAGUAAUAGUAUCUCUGCCAUCUCCAAAUUGUAAUAAUGAAUUCUACCUAAAUACAGUUUACUGAUAGAAACUCCGUGUGUGCUCUCUUUUUUCC